This is a messenger RNA of Colossoma macropomum (tambaqui), 3840 nucleotides long. It is a transcript of the gene extl3, whose product is annotated as exostosin-like glycosyltransferase 3. Gene Ontology annotation, molecular function: glycosyltransferase activity. Gene Ontology annotation, cellular component: membrane. NCBI's taxonomy places the organism in Eukaryota, Metazoa, Chordata, Actinopteri, Characiformes, Serrasalmidae. The record is from RefSeq and is a predicted model, not a curated record.
GGAGGUAACAAUGCAGCGCUGAUUCGGGCCGAUUAGACUGCCAGUGCAGCCCACAGGAGGUGGAAGAACACAUGUUUGAAGAUUCGGUGUGCCAGUCGUGCCACAUGCCGCCUGCGUCAGUCAUCUGUGGCUGGUGUUAAGGUGUUUAGGUUCGGAUCCGCCGCCGCAGCUGCAGAGCUCCGCACAGACGCUCCGCUCCGGACUGGACAUUGGAUUAAAGGCAUUCUAGAUGGCCCAUAGUCCAUCAUGCAGAAGCUGGCCCGAGGGCACACCAUAGACCCUAUUAUGGCUUCAUACUGAACAGAAGAAUGGCUUUGGGAAACAGAGUGCCUCAUAGGAAAAUAUACACAAGCCAUGUCCUCAGCUGGCAUUUCAGCAAGGGAAACUCUGUUCUUGCCACUGUUCAAGGCCUCUUCUGUACCCUGGGAUAGUUCUGGAGUACGCUUACAUAACACAGAGUAAAACAGCGUUAUGAUUGGACUGUAUGCUCUUGAAAAUGAAGUUUCCGUUUUUUUAAAACCUCAAUGAAGUUGGUGACCUGCAUUUCUUUUUUUAAAAGAUAUUAAGUAAGGGAUGAUCUGUUGUAUGUUGACCUGUGCUUACACAAUGCAGGCGAGAUUGCAUUAUGGCUGCUGAAUCCCCCCAAGAACUUCAUUUACCUGUUUGGUGUGGUGGAGAGUGACAUUUGGACGAUGCAGCGAAACGGAGGUGUUGUGGGGAACGGCAGCCAGUCAUGGGUGCUUCGGCGGGUACGACUGACCUGGCUCAGUUUCAUGCUCUUCUUCAUCUUGGUCUUCUUCCCACUCAUUGCACAUUACUACCUCACCACGAUUGAUGAGACAAGUGGGCCGGACAAACGCAUCUUCGGCCCGAGGCCUGGUGGCGAACUUUGUGAAGCGAAGCAUGUACAGGACCUGUGUCGAAUACGGGAAUCGGUGAGCGAAGAGCUGCUUCAGCUGGAAGCCAAGCGGCAGGAACUCAACGGCGAGAUUGCCCGUCUCAACCUGCGUAUCGAAGCCUGUAAGCGUAGUAUUGACAGUGCCAAACAGGACUUGCUACAACUCAAAAAUGUCAUCAGCCAGACAGAACACUCUUAUAAGGAACUCAUGGCACAGAACCAGCCCAAAUUAUCUUUGCCAGUCAGAUUGUUACCAGACAAAGACGAUCCAGGACUGCCACCUCCAAGGUCUGUACAGUCCUGUCGCUUGCAUACUUGCUUUGAUUACGCCAGGUGUCCCCUUACGUCUGGGUUCCCAGUCUAUGUGUAUGACACAGGGUCAUAUCCUUGGGGUGAGAAUAUUGACCCAUUGGUCAAACAAGCCUUUGCAUCAUCUGUUAAGAGCAGUGUCUAUGUUACAGAUAAUCCGAGUAUCGCAUGUCUAUAUGUGGUGCUUGUUGGAGAGGUACAUGAUUCCUCACCCCCUCCUCCCUUGGACCUGGAAAAGCAACUAAAGGCUUUGCCAUACUGGAGGUCAGAUGGCCAUAAUCACCUGCUGGUCCACCUGUCCAGAAAAUCCUUGACUCAGAAUUUCUUGUACAAUGUAAGCACAGGCCGAGCAGCUAUAGCACAGUCUACCUUUUUGGAACGACAGUACAGGGAAGGUUUCGACCUGGUGGUGUCUCCCCUUGUCCAUGCUCUAUCUGAGCCUAACUUUCUGGAGGUGCCUCCUCAGGUCCCGGUGAAGAGGAAGUAUCUCUUCACCUUCCAGGGUGAAAAAGUGGAGUCUCUGAGGAGCAGUUUGCUGGAAGCACCACCACAGUCCUUUGAGGAAGAAAUGGAGGGAGAUCCACCAGCCGAUUAUGAUGAUCGCAUCAUUGGCACCCUUAAAGCUGUGCAAGAUAGUCAUCUAGACCAAGUACUUGUGGAAUUCACCUGCAAGAACCGGCCAAAACCAAGCCUGCCAACUGAAUGGGCCCUGUGUGGGGAGCGGGAAGAUCGUUUAGAGGUACUAAAGGCAUCUACAUUUGCCUUGGUGAUUUCUCCAGGUGAUGGACAACUUGUGGCAUCUGCUGGAUGUAACAUGCGCCUGUUUGAGGCCCUGGAGGUUGGGGCAAUCCCUGUGGUGCUUGGGGACCACUCAAAGUUGCCUUAUCACCAGCUCAUACGUUGGAAUGAAGCAGCUAUCAUGGUACCCAAGCCUCGCAUAACAGAGUUGCACUUUCUUUUAAGAAGCCUCUCUGACAAUGACUUACUAGCCAUGCGACGGCAGGGUCGAUUCCUUUGGGAGACAUAUUUUUCCACUUCAGAGAGUAUUUUCAACACCAUUCUUGCUAGUGUCCGAACUAGCAUUCAGAUACCAGCAGCCCCCAUAAAAGAGGAACCUGCCCAGGAGAUUCCACACAAAGCUGGGAAGAUGGCAGGAACGGAUGCCAAUAUGGCUGACAAUGGUGAUCUGGAUCUUGGUCCAGUAGAAACAGAGCCUCCUUAUGCUUCACCCAGAUUUUUGCGAAAUUUCACAUAUACUGUGUCGGAUGUCUACCGAACCUGGAAUCAUGCUCCCGGACCUUUCCAUCUCUUCCCCCACACUCCUUUGGACCCAGUUCUUCCUUCCGAGGCAAAGUUCCUAGGCUCAGGAACCGGCUUCCGCCCAAUUGGUGGAGGUUCUGGAGGCUCUGGAAAGGAGUUUCAGGCUGCACUUGGAGGUAACGUCCCACGAGAGCAGUUUACAGUGGUCAUGCUGACAUAUGAGCGAGAGGAGGUGCUCAUGAACUCCCUGGAGAGGCUGAAUGGCCUUCCCUAUCUCAACAAGGUGGUAGUAGUCUGGAAUUCCCCCAAACCACCCUCAGAUGACCUCCUCUGGCCAGACAUCGGGCUGCCCAUUGUGGUGGUGCGGACAGAGAAGAACAGCUUGAACAAUCGUUUUCUUCCCUGGGACGCAGUGGAAACGGAAGCCAUCCUGUCCAUCGAUGACGACGCCCAUCUUCGACAUGACGAAAUCAUGUUUGGCUUCAGGGUGUGGCGUGAGGCCCGGGAUCGUAUCGUGGGUUUUCCAGGGAGGUUUCAUGCCUGGGACGUAAACCACCAGUCCUGGCUCUACAACUCCAACUACUCCUGUGAACUCUCCAUGGUGCUGACAGGCGCCGCCUUCUUCCACAAGUACUACGCAUACCUGUAUUCAUAUGUGAUGCCCCAGGCCAUUCGAGACAUGGUGGACGAGUAUGUUAACUGUGAGGACAUUGCCAUGAACUUCCUGGUGUCACAUAUCACACGCAAACCCCCUAUUAAGGUGACGUCUCGCUGGACCUUCCGCUGUCCCGGCUGCCCGCAGGCCCUCUCGCACGACGACUCGCACUUCCACGAGCGCCACAAGUGCAUCAACUUCUUUGUGAAGGUGUAUGGUUACAUGCCGCUGCUCUACACGCAGUUCCGUGUGGACUCAGUCCUGUUUAAGACACGACUUCCACACGACAAGACUAAGUGCUUCAAGUUCAUUUAGCAGCGCAGCACAAACAGGGAGAGAGUGGGCUGGGACUGAAAGCAUAAACCUGGGCAGCUCUGUGGGCAGCUCGUAGCCAGCAGGACAUUUCAUUACAGACUGGAGAUUUUUACCUGAAACUUGACGGGCUUCAAGCUGAGGGAGACCUGCUGAACUCUUACUAUUAAAAAAAAAAAAGGCUUUUAUUUUAGUUUAAUCGUGUGUGUGUGUGACCCAUCAGCAACCACUACUGGUCUCAUUUGCACCACUUUCUGACAGUCUCUGGAAAAACGUAAACUAAACGGUGUGGGAGAAGAGGACACUUUAACCGAUCUCAAACGGAACAUUUGAGCUUUAGAACUGACAGACUGGCUGGACAUACAGUCAAGGAAAAAAAAAACUCUGGGCAGAUGGUCACCGCUCC